This is a messenger RNA of Halteromyces radiatus, 824 nucleotides long. Its product is annotated as microtubial binding protein. Gene Ontology annotation, cellular component: cytosol; autophagosome; fungal-type vacuole membrane. The record is from RefSeq and is a predicted model, not a curated record. NCBI's taxonomy places the organism in Eukaryota, Fungi, Mucoromycota, Mucoromycetes, Mucorales, Cunninghamellaceae. The coding region runs from base 203 to 559 and encodes 118 amino acids. Gene Ontology annotation, molecular function: phosphatidylethanolamine binding. The transcript has 5 exons. Gene Ontology annotation, biological process: cellular response to nitrogen starvation; macroautophagy.
UGGGUCACAUGUGCUUUGGGCUCUUUUUUUCUCCUUACUACGACAACUGAAAUCUUUUAUUCUUCCUCUUUUUCUUUUUCUUUUUCUUAUUCCAUUUUGCUGCGCUAUUUAUUUGAUAAAACGCAAACCUUUUUCUUUUCUUUUUAAUUUCUUUUUUUUCUUUAUUUUUCAACAAACUUCAAUAACUCUAUAAAACAACAUCAUGCGUUCAAAGUUUAAGGAUGAACACCCUUAUGAAAAACGUAAGGCCGAAGCCGAACGUAUUCGUCAAAAAUAUCCCGAUCGUAUUCCAGUGAUUUGUGAAAAGGUGGAAAAAAGCGAUAUUCCUACUAUUGAUAAGAAGAAAUAUUUAGUACCUGCUGAUCUUACGGUUGGACAAUUCGUAUAUGUGAUUCGAAAACGUAUUAAACUUAGUCCUGAAAAGGCGAUAUUUAUCUUUGUGAAUGAAAUUCUACCUCCCACUGCUGCUUUGAUGAGUGCGAUCUAUGAUGAACAUAAAGAUGAUGAUGGAUUUUUAUACAUAACUUAUUCUGGUGAAAACACUUUUGGAUGGGAAUAAAGAUAGACAACUUGGACCCCCCCUUCUUCUUUAUUAUGUAUAUUUCUUCUUCCUUUUUUUUUUAUUCACAACAUACACAUUUUUUUUUAUUCAUCUCUAUUCCAUCUUACUUCCUUUCGUCUUUAUUGCAGUGUAUUAUUCUUCUUUUUGUUUGAUUCCCCUUCUAUCCUAACUUUUUUUUUCUCCUUCUCUUUCUCUCUCUCUCUCUCUUUUUCUCUCUCUCUUUUUUUUAUUAUUCAUUUCUCAUAUUGUUAUCUAUUUCUUC